Desarmillaria tabescens is the source of this 2061-nucleotide messenger RNA. RefSeq lists its product as uncharacterized. The coding region runs from base 380 to 1810 and encodes 476 amino acids. The record is from RefSeq and is a predicted model, not a curated record. The transcript has 3 exons. Lineage: Eukaryota; Fungi; Basidiomycota; Agaricomycetes; Agaricales; Physalacriaceae.
AUAUUUCUCUUUUCCUCCACCUUCUCAUUACUCCACGUCUCCAUUUCAGGCUUCAAUUUACUGCACAAUCUCCAGCACCCUCAUCUCUGGUAAGUUCUUCCAGUACCUACCGCGACUGUCUCGUUUCCAGCUUCGAAGUCGGAUUUGAUGGCUCACAUCAGAAUGUUUCCCCUUCUUAUUCCCGGACGAUGAAAUACUUUUCUGGAAGGCCAGUAAAUAGUACGCCGAUCGUGUUCCGCUUUCCGGAAACUCUCACUCGGGGUAACCCUGUGAAGAAGAAGAGUCGAAGGUAGCGCUAACCUUCAUAAACGAGGGGCUGCAGUCCUGAUGAACAGCCUGCUUCACGACUCGUCCAUUCCCUCUGUUUCAUAGCUCCCUCAUGCACUCUGUCGAUGCCGAAUUAAUCAUGACCACCGCUAGAGCCUUGCACAGUGCCUCUGCUAGUAUACGCGAUUCUCACCACUCAAAGCCCCGGAGAAUGCUCAGAGACGCUUUCAAGGCGCUGCCAUCUCCAAAACACGCUGCGCCUACGCAUUUCGGCGACAUAACACCCUGUCCGACUGACGUUCUAUCUCCCAUCCAACAACUUCCGACCGAAAUCCUUACCGACAUCUUCUUACACCUCCAAUACGACCGCCCUCAACUCCCCUUUGUCCAUAACGUCGCCGAAGCUCCUCGGCUGCUCACUCACGUAUGCCGAAGGUGGCGAGGCAUUGCCGAUGCCCUACCCUCCCUCUGGUCGGGCUUCUCCAUCGACCUCGACGCGAACCACCCAGGCCGCAUAUCAGCCUUAGCCGCGUUCCUCCGUAAUUCCCGGGGCUCCCCGCUCACAUUCGACUGCAUCAUGCACGACAUCUCCGACUACGGCGACACCAUCCUCCAACUCCUCUUCCACGAGAAACACCGCUGGGAAUCCGUCCGAAUCCUAGGCAAAGGUCAGAACCUCUCGCGGUUCGCUCCCAUCGGUGGGAGACUCCCCAUGUUGCGCUACCUCAAGCUAAUUGUCAUCGGCCAGCCGGAGCGGUUCGUCUGUGGCGCGUACGAACUAGCGCCAAAGCUGGAUAAUGUAUUCAUCCAGGGCGUGAGACCCGUCGCGCACAGUCUCCGGCUCCCCUGGGCCCAACUGACGAGCUACUUUGCGGAAGAGGAUCGGCUCGAAGACCAUCUCUCGGUCUUGCACCGCACGCCCAGGGUCCAGCAUUGUCAUUUGCGAGUACGCCACCCUUCCUCUGCGGGCGACAUGAUCCCGAUCAAGAGAUUGGAGAUGCGAUAUCUUUCAAAGUUGGUCGUGAAUAACGCGAAUUUGUUGGACCAUCUCGUCUUGCCGGCUUUGGAGGAUAUCACGAUUCACCAGUCUCCGCAGAGUAUCCCGACGGGGUCGUUGGCUGCGCUGUUGUGUCAUUCGCGGUGCAGUUUGAAGGCGCUCUCACUUCGGCUAUUCCCUUCGUCCUUCUCUAGCGCGGGCCUUCUUCCAGUCUUCCGGCUCCCUGCGGCGCAGACGAUCUUGACCCUGGACUUGUUGCUCCUUGUGUAUCCGUUUGAUCUCAUUGCCGGGUUGGCAGGGGAGCAUGUGUUGUUGCCGCGCUUGCAGGAGUUGGUUGUGAAGAUUCCGUCAUAUCCCUUCCAUGCGCCGAGGAAGUUCGAUAAGGCCUGUUUGGAGGUGGUGACUAAGCUGAUGAGGAGGCCGGGGUUGAGGAGGGUGCAUUUGGAGGUGUAUGUUGCGAGGGAGGUUGAGAUUCCGAGAGCGAUAGCGCCGUGGGUCACUCAGAAGAAGAGGACGAUUGUGGUGAAUUGGGAAGCGAGACGGUAAGAUGUUGCGGAUGAUAAGACGUACACAUCCUUUUGGACUUGCAACGAAAUUUGAACGGACAAGGAUUUAUUUAUGACUGCAUUUUUUACUUAUUAUCUUCACGAUUCAUUCAUGGUUGAUACCCUCCCUGCUUUCCAACGUCCCAUUGUAACAGCAUUUUUCCUUCUUGACCAAACGUUGUACAUACAUAGCGCACACGAAACAAAACGAAUGUAUUUUUGAAGCUCAUUUUUUUUGGGAUGAUCGAUUAG